AUGUUAUCACGCACAUUUUUUCGGGUGCAACGGAAAAUACCGUUUUAUCCUAUAAAUCCGAAGAAUCCACUUGUUUUCUUCGAUAUCUCCGUUGGCUCCCAACCAGCCGGUCGCAUUGAAAUGGAGCUUUUUAAGGAUAUUGUACCCAAAACAGCAGAAAACUUUCGAGCCCUUUGUACCGGCGAAAAAGGAGUGGGUCGGUCGGGAAAAACGCUGUGUUACAAAGGCAGCAAGUUUCACCGAGUCAUUCCACAAUUCAUGUGUCAGGGCGGGGAUUUCACCAAUGGAAAUGGCACUGGUGGCGAGUCCAUCUAUGGGUUGAAGUUCCCCGAUGAAUCAUUUGCGGGUAGAGCUGGAAAGCACUUCGGCCCGGGAACGCUCUCUAUGGCCAACGCCGGACCCAAUACCAAUGGGUCUCAGUUUUUUAUCUGCACCGCGCCUACUGAAUGGCUGGAUGGAAAGCAUGUGGUAUUCGGUCAAGUCACAAAAGGAUACGAGGUAAUUGAAAAGGUGGAAACCAAUGGCAGUCGGUCAGGGGCUACCCGUCAACCAAUUGUUAUUACCGACUGUGGUGAAAUGAAAAAUAAUUAA
Messenger RNA from Trypanosoma grayi, 591 nucleotides. RefSeq names its product cyclophilin. Gene Ontology annotation, molecular function: peptidyl-prolyl cis-trans isomerase activity. Gene Ontology annotation, biological process: protein folding; protein peptidyl-prolyl isomerization. The record is from RefSeq and is a predicted model, not a curated record. The transcript has a single exon. The coding region runs from base 1 to 591 and encodes 196 amino acids. NCBI's taxonomy places the organism in Eukaryota, Euglenozoa, Kinetoplastea, Trypanosomatida, Trypanosomatidae.